AUGGCGACUCCCGCCGCUUUACCCCCAUUGCCUUUCAAUCCGGGUCGGAUACGAACAUACCUCGUCCGACUACCGCUGUUUACCCGGCUCGUGCUGUUGAUCAUUCUGGCCUUCUGGCUGCUUGAGUUCCAAUCUGUGUGGGGUGUCAUACAAUGGGGUGCUUUGAUUCCAGAGGAGAUUAACCUGGGGACUAUGUACCGACUUAACACUUAUCCCUUCAUCCACACUGGCUUCUUCCAUGCUUUCCUUAAUGCUGCAGCACUUACACCACUGCUGGAGCGCUUUGAGGCUGAACAUGGCACUUUGACUGCUAUUGCGUUGUUUGUUGGACCCCUCUCAACUGUCCCUGCUGGGCUUUACAUCUUGGUUGAGAGGUUUAUCCUACACAGAAAUACUUCGGUGGUCGGCGCCAGCGUCUGGGUUUUCCUGCUUCUUGGUUCAGAGGCCAUCAAGACCUACAAGUCUCACCCCAACUUCAGUCUUGGCCCGUACAAGAUUCCCACCUGGACUUCACCCCUGUUUGCAUGUGUCGUUGUAUCCAUCCUCAUGUCGAACGUGAGCUUCCUCGGUCAUCUCUGUGCGAUCCUUGUUGGCUAUCUCCUUGGCCUCGGAUACCUCAAGGUGUUCGUGCCCCCUGAGAAGAUCCUCCGCUGGAUCGAGGGCAAGCUGAACCUCCUGGGACGCCUACCUCACUAUGUCUCCGUCGACCAGAAGACCUACGGUCGCUAUGGAGUUCUUCCAACCACCAACUCCGCCGCCAACGGCAACCAAACACCCAUGAGCUACUUGGGAUCUACCCAGCGUCUGGGAGCCUGA
Molecule: messenger RNA, 816 nt
Organism: Penicillium griseofulvum
Lineage: Eukaryota; Fungi; Ascomycota; Eurotiomycetes; Eurotiales; Aspergillaceae
Gene: rbd2
Product: rhomboid protease family protein RBD2
Exons: 6
Coding region: 1-816 (271 amino acids)
Cellular component (GO): membrane
Molecular function (GO): serine-type endopeptidase activity
Source: RefSeq, a predicted model, not a curated record